Solanum stenotomum is the source of this 4595-nucleotide messenger RNA. Its product is annotated as putative disease resistance RPP13-like protein 1. The transcript is spliced from 4 exons. The record is from RefSeq and is a predicted model, not a curated record. Gene Ontology annotation, biological process: defense response to other organism. Lineage: Eukaryota; Viridiplantae; Streptophyta; Magnoliopsida; Solanales; Solanaceae. The coding region runs from base 3 to 3746 and encodes 1247 amino acids. Gene Ontology annotation, molecular function: ADP binding.
AAAUGGAGUUUGGCUUAGCAGUUGGUGGUGCAUUUAUCUCUUCAGCUUUGAAUGUUCUAGAGAUGUUUCAGAAGAAUACGAAUGAUGUUCAUCUCUUGAAGAAGCUGAGAACGACUUUGCUUUGUUUUCAAGCUGUGCUAAGUGAUGCAGAGAAUACGCAGGCAUCAGAUCAAUUUGUGAGCCAGUGGCUUAAUGAGCUUGUAGAUGCUGUGGACACUGCGGAAAACUUAAUGGAACAAGUCAAUUAUGAAGCUUUGAGGCUUAAGGUGGAAGGUCAGCAUCAAAAUCUUGCAGAAACAAGCAACCAGCAAGUAAGUGAUGAUUUCUUUCUUAACAUAAAGGACAAGUUGGAAGACACUAUUAAAACAUUGAAGGAUUUGCAAGAGCAAAUUCGUUUCCUUGGCUUAAAGGAGCAUUUAGUAAGGCAGAAUGAUAUAGAAGAUUUGAUUGGAAAAAAUCUGGCUAAGACAACACUUGUUAAUGUGGUUUACAAUGAUGAGAAGGUGAAGGACCAUUUUGAUUUGAAAGCUUGGUAUUAUGUUUCUGAGGCAUAUGAUGCUUUCAGAAUAACAAAAGGGAUACUUCACGAAAUUGUCUCAUUUGACUCAAAGGAUGUUGACAAUCUUAAACAGCUAGAGCUCAAAUUGAAGGAAGGCCUGUUGGGAAGGAAGUUUCUUGUUGUCCUUGAUGAUGUGCGGAAUGUUAACUAUAAUGAGUGGGAUGACUUGAAAAAUGUUUUUGUACAAGGAGAUAUGGGAAGUAAGAUCAUUGUAACUUCACGUAAGGAGAGUGUUGCUCAGAUGAUGGGUCAUUGGGCAAUCACCGUGGGAACUCUGUCUAGUGACGACUCUUGGGCCUUAUUCGAACGAUAUUCACUAAAAAACAGGGAUCCCAAGGAAUAUCCAGAAUUUGAAAAGGUUGGAAGAAAAAUUGUAGACAAGUGCAAAGGGUUGCCUUUAGCUCUAAAGACACUUGCUUGUAUGUUACGCCACAAAUCAGAGGUGAAUGAGUGGAAAAACAUUUUAAGAAGUGAAAUAUGGGACCAAUGUUGUUUGCAUGGUAUAGAACCAGCGCUGAAGUUGGUCUACAAUGAUCUUCCUGCACAUUUGAAGCAUUGUUUUGCUUAUUGUGCAAUAUAUCCCAAAGGUUAUCAAUUUUGCAAAGACCAAGUUAUUCACCUGUGGAUUGCUAAUGGUCUUGUACAACAGUUUCAUUCAGGUAACGAAUACUUUCUCGAGUUGAGAUUAAGAUCACUGUUUGAAAAGGUCCCAGAGUCUGAAUGGAAACCUGAGGGAUUCUUAAUGCAUGACCUUAUCAAUGAUUUGGCCCGAAAUGCUUCUUCAAAUCUUUGUAUAAGGUUGGAAGAGAACAGAGGAUCUCAUAUGUUGGAAAAUUGUCGGCACAUGUCCUAUUCAAUGGGAGAAGGUGGUGACUUUGAGAAAUUAAAAUCCCUCUUUAAAUCAGAGAAGAUGAAGUCAUUUCUUCCAAUCAAUAUCCAGCUCCGUGACCAAAUUAAGCUAAGCAAGAGGGUAUUGCAUAACCUAUUGCCAAGUCUAACAUCCUUAAGGGCAUUAUCAUUGUCAUGCUAUGAGAUUGUUGAGUUGCCAAAUGACUUGUUUAUCAAAUUAAAGUUCCUGAGAUUUUUGGAUAUUUCUUGGACAAAGAUUAAAAGGUUGCCAGAUUCCAUUUGUGUGCUGUAUAACUUAGAGACAUUUCUCCUAUCAUCUUGUGAUGAUCUUGAAGAUCUACCGCUGCAAAUGGAGAAGUUGAUCAACUUGCGUCACCUCAACAUUUGCAACACUUGUCUCUUGAAGAUGCCGCUCCAUCUGAGCAAGUUGAAAAGUCUCGAUGUGCUAGUGGGAGCGAAGUUUCUUCUAAGUGGUUGCGGUGGUUUGAGGAUGGAAGAUUUGGGUGAACUGCAUAACUUGUAUGGAUCUCUAUCAAUUCUAGAGUUGCAAAAUGUGGUUGAUAGAAGGGAAGCUUUGAAGGCAAAGAUGAGGGAGAAGAAUCAUGUUGAAAAAUUAUCAUUGGAGUGGAGUGGAAGUAGUGUUGCCCACAAUUCACAAACUGAAAGAGACAUACUUGAUGAGCUAUGCCCACACACAAACAUAAAAGAAGUCGAAAUCACCGGAUAUAGAGGGACAAAAUUUCCAAAUUGGCUAGCUGAUCCUUUGUUUUAUAAGCUGGAGAAAUUGUCUCUUUGCUACUGCAAGGACUGCGAUUCCUUGCCAGCACUAGGGCAACUCCGUUCUUUGAAAUUCCUCUCCAUUAGAGAGAUGCACGGAAUAACAGAGGUCACUGAAGAGUUCUUUGGUAGUUGGUCCUUCAAAAAGCCUUUUAAUUCUCUUGAGAAGCUUGAAUUUGAAGAUAUGCCGGAGUGGAAGCAAUGGCACGUACUAGGAAAUGGAGAGUUCCCUGCACUUGAGAAGCUUUCAAUUCAAAAUUGUCCGAAGUUGAUUGGGAAGUUGCCUGAAAAUCUUUCUUCUCUAACAGAAUUGAUAAUUUCAAGAUGUCCUGUACUCAAUUUGGAGACACCUAUCAAACUUUCAAAUUUACAAAUAUUUGAUGUUGAUGAUUCUCCUGUUUUUGAUGACAGUGAACUGUUUGGAUCCCAACUUGAGGGAAUGAAGCAGAUUAAGGGAUUAUAUAUUGGUGAUUGUAACUCUCUUACCUCCUUUCCUUUUAGCAUUCUUCCGAAUACCUUGAAGGAAAUAGGCAUAUUUCGCUGCCAGAAAUUGAAAUUGGAGGCACCAGUUGGUGAUAUGAUUUCUAGCAGUUCUUGUAACAUGUUUCUCGAGAAAUUGACACUGUGUGGAUUUGACACUUUUAUAGAUGAUAUAUCACCUGAGUUGGUCCCAAGAGCACGCAAAUUGGAUGUAUUUAGUUCCCAGAACCUUACUAAGUUUUUUAUUCCUACUGCUACUGAUAGUCUCAGUAUUUGGAAUUGUAAGAAUCUUGAAAAACUUUCAGGGGCCUGUGGGGGGACUCAGAUGACACAUUUGCGUAUUAUCCGAUGUUCGAAGCUGAAGUGGUUGCCAGAACAUAUGCCGGAACUCCUUCCUUCUCUUAAGGAACUACAUCUGUCUUAUUGUCCAGAAAUAGAGUUCUUUCCAGAAGGAGGAUUGCCUUUCAAUUUACAAAAGCUUGAGAUCCGUAAUUGCAAGAAACUAGUGAAUGGACGAAAGGAAUGGCGUUUACAGAGACUCUCUUGUCUCAGAGAGUUAUGGAUCAAUCAUGAUGGGAGUGACGAAGAGAUUCUUGCCGGUAAGAAUUGGGAGUUGCCUUCCUCUAUUCAAAGGCUUGAGGUAUCCAAUAUGAAAACAUUAAGCAGCCAACUUCUCAAAAGCCUCUCAUCUCUUGAAUAUCUAUGCAUUGCUGAUAUACCUCAAAUUCAGUCAAUGGUGGAAGAAGGGCUUCCCUCAUCUCUUUCUCAGCUCCAUUUAAAUGAUCAACAUCAACUCCAUUCACUACCGACAGAAGGUUUUCGGUACCUCACUUCACUUCAAAGUCUAGUCAUCUCCUCCUGCCAUCAACUCCAGUCUCUUUCCCUGCCCUCCUCCCUCUCUCAGCUGAUCAUCGAUGAUUGCCCUAAUCUCAAAUCAGUAAAAGGGAUGCCUUCUCCCCUCUCUAAACUAUCUAUUUCCAACUGCCCAUUCCUCAAAUCACUUCUAAAAUUUGACGAGGGUGAAUACUGGCCAGAAAUUGCUCAUAUCUCCACCAUAGAGAUCGAUGAGGAAUGCCUUUAAUGAUUAAAAUGAAUGGUGCUCUCACAAAUUGAGUUUAGAGUUAUGCACAUGUACGCUAUCGAAUUCAAAGGUGUACGAUGCACAAGGAUAUGUUUUACUCCUCAUGAUAUGCAGAUCGAGAUGAAGUAUCUUUCAUAGUGGUGAGAUAUCAUUUAAAGCGUAUGUCAAUUUGACGUCCCAGACAAUGACGAGUGUAGUAGAAUGAAGGAACAAAAUGCCAAUCUACAAGAAAAAGCUGAAAGAUGCAGCAAGGAAGUUGUGAUUUUCAAGUCGUACAGCUCUCUAAUGUGGCUUCCUUGAGAUGAAGCAUGACUUGCUGCAAAUGGAACAUCCAGCUCUAAUAUACCCAAAGGCCGGAUGAGGACAAGACCAUAGUUGUUUACACUUCAACUCAGUUUCCCGAGUAUACACAUAGUGUGAUUGCUCAUUGACUUGGUGUUCCCAGGCAUAAUAUCCGUGUGAUGACAAGAAGGGCUGGAGGUGUCUUCAGUGGCAAGGCGGUAAGCAAUAUGCCAGUGAGUACCUAUUAAUGGAAGAAAAAAACUGAAAGUUUUAGAAAAGUUUUGUAACAUUAGCAAGGCUCAACAAUGAUUUGGGAAGUGAGAUUCUUUUGUAAGGUUCCUUUGCUCAAGUCGAGAAGGGAAAGUUGUUGAAUUUUUAAGUGGUGUUUAUUCUUAUGUUAAAUUGAACAUCAAGACUAUGGAUGUAAACUGUAGUAGCUUGUAUUGUUGAAACUUCAUGUCCUAUAGUCGCACGACUUCAAAACGUUUCACUUGGGUCUAAGGUCGCUUCUUUUUAAGUUUGUGGAGAGUCUAUUGCUCAAACCAUAGCUACUGACCAAAACGAGUG